AUGAACCCAACUACGAGAACCGACUUGCGUUUAAUGCCAUUAUCAGAUUAUGAAUUACACAAAGAGUUGGGAAGAGGAGCCUUUUCAAUUGUUUAUUUGGUUACAGAAAAGAAGACAAAGAAACAAUGGGCUAUGAAAGUAAUUGAUAGAAAGUCUUCAUCAAAGGCUGCACUUCAAACUGAAAUUGAAAUCAUGAAGAAAAUUGAUCAUCCAAAUAUUGUUAAAAUGUAUGAAUACUUUGAAUCGACGGAUAAGAUUUAUUUGGUGGUAGAGUUGGUGACUGGUGGUCCAUUGUUUGACAAGAUCAUGGAAAAGAAAUCAUUCACAGAAAAGGAAGCAAGAACCAUUGUCAAACAAUUACUCGAAUCUUUGCAAUACCUACAUAGCAUGGGUAUCGUACAUCGUGAUCUCAAACCAGAGAAUCUCCUUUUGAAAAAUGAAAGUGAUCUAACUAUUGCACUAUCUGAUUUUGGUCUCUCUAAAAUCCUUGCCGAUGAUGUAUUUAUGAAAACUACUUGUGGUACUCCAUCUUAUGUUGCUCCAGAAGUAUUAAAUAAUAUUAGUAAUGCACCAACUGCCUAUUCGGAAGCAGUUGAUAUGUGGGCAGUUGGAGUGAUUGCUUAUAUCUUGUUGUGUGGAUUCCCACCAUUUUACAGUGACGAUAUUAGAAAGUUGUUUGAGAGUAUUUUGAAUGCUAGUUAUGAUUUCCCAGACGACUAUUGGAAGAAUAUAUCAAAAGAAGCCAAACAUUUUAUUAAUUGUUUCUUGACGGUCGACCCCUCCAAACGUUACUCUGCCAAGAUGUCACUCGCCCAUCCAUGGAUCACUCAAGCCCCACAAUCACAUCCACUGCCACACUGGAACGACCAAAUCAAAAAAUAUGUGGUCAUUCGUCGUAAUGAAUCUAAAAAGUUUGGUGCCGAGUUGGUCUUUACUCGACCCAUUGUAACUCCUCAAACUGGUGCUGCUGGUACAACCACCACUACUACUUCUCCUUCAUCUAAAAAAUAA
Cavenderia fasciculata is the source of this 1011-nucleotide messenger RNA. RefSeq names its product putative protein serine/threonine kinase. Gene Ontology annotation, molecular function: protein kinase activity; ATP binding. Bases 1 to 1011 code for a protein of 336 amino acids. The record is from RefSeq and is a predicted model, not a curated record. Lineage: Eukaryota; Evosea; Eumycetozoa; Acytosteliales; Cavenderiaceae. Gene Ontology annotation, biological process: protein phosphorylation. The transcript has 5 exons.